Molecule: messenger RNA, 1530 nt
Organism: Ostreococcus tauri
Lineage: Eukaryota; Viridiplantae; Chlorophyta; Mamiellophyceae; Mamiellales; Bathycoccaceae
Product: Nucleoside phosphatase GDA1/CD39
Exons: 1
Coding region: 1-1530 (509 amino acids)
Biological process (GO): nucleoside diphosphate catabolic process
Cellular component (GO): membrane
Molecular function (GO): nucleoside diphosphate phosphatase activity
Source: RefSeq, a predicted model, not a curated record
AUGGCGUCGAGGACGCGCGCGCAGGGGUGGAUGUGGGUGAUCGGGGGGGUGAUCUUCGUCGCGUUGGCGACGAGCGCGCGACGCGAGACGCGCGAUCGAGAGAGCCGACGGAUGGUGGCGAGACGGUUGGGGGGGCACGAGAGCGCGAUGCGUGGUAUGGCGUACGCGAAGGCUGGGGACGUGGAGUUGGGGAAGCGACGGGCGGCGGCGGUUGAUUACGAACGCGUGCUACGCGACGCGACGCCGGACGCCGUCGUCGUCGGAAGCGAACCGACGCCGGAACCGACGACGACGCGCGUGACGUCGAGCGUGCGUGAUGAUGAACAGUGGAGAUACGCCGUGGUGAUCGAUGCCGGGAGCACGGGGAGCCGCGUGCACGUGUUUAAGUUUGAGACGCGAGACGCGAGCGGCUUGACGCUCGUGAACGACGAGUUCGAGGAGAUCAAACCUGGAUUGAGCGCGCACGCGAACGAUCCCAAGGCGGCGGCGGAUUCUUUGAGGGGUUUGAUGAAGACCGCGGUGGAGUCCGUGCCGCUGGCGGAUCGCGCGAAGACGAGCAUUGCGCUUCGCGCGACGGCUGGUUUGCGCCUACUCAAGGGGGGCGCCUCGGACGCCAUCUUGGCCGAGUGUCGAAAACUCUUCGAUGAGUACCCGUUCACGCACGACGCGUCGAGCGUCUCCGUCAUGGACGGCGUGGACGAGGGCGCGUUCCAGUGGCUGACGAUGAAUUAUUUACUCGGAAAUUUAGUCGGAGGAGGCGCGGAUCAGGAUGGCGACGUCCACACCGUCGCCGCGGUGGAUUUGGGGGGAGGUUCAGUGCAAUUGGCCUAUCAAGUCGCCCCCGACAGCGUCUCUCGAGCGCCAAAGGGAUACAUCACCAAGCUCAAGGCGCUCGGGCACACUUUCGACGUGUACACGCACUCGCAUCUCGGACACGGGUUGAUGGCGGCGCGCGCCGCCGUCUUGGCGCAAGCCCAAGUUGAGGGUUCGUCUCCGUGCGUGCACGCCGGUCACAACGACACGUACGUGUACGCUGGAGAAACGUAUCGAUCGGUGGCGCACGCGAACGGGAGCAGUCACGAUUCGUGCUUUGAUGUCGCCGUCGAAGCGCUCGGCGUCGACAAGGAUUGCGAACGAGAGAAGGAGUGCUCCUUCAACGGCGCCUGGGGCGGCGAGCCGGGACAGGGAAGCAAGCGUGUGUACCUCUCGAGCUAUUUGUGGGACCGCGCCGUGAACGUGGGCAUAGUCUCCGACGAUGAGAUCGACGGACGCUCGAGCGUGAAGGAGUUCAAGCGCGCCGCCGAGGACGCGUGCAAGCUCGACGUCAAGGGUGUGAUCAAAAAGUAUCACGGUAUCGAGGAAAAGGACGCCCCUUAUCUUUGCAUGGACCUCACAUUCGCCCAAGCCUUGCUCUCGGUCGGGUUCGCCAAGCACGGUUGGGACGACUUUACCCUCGUCAAGCGCAUCGAGUACCAAGGACGAGCGGUCGAGGCGGCGUGGCCCCUCGGCGCCGCGCUCAACUCGAUGUGA